AUGCUCCGUUCCCUCCUGAAAGCCUCCGCGCAGCAGGCGCGUAACGCCUCCAAUGUGCCGCCCGGUUUGGCCAACAUGAAGCCACAGUAUACUGGUAUCUUCAUCAAUAAUGAAUUCGUACCAGCCAAGUCUGGAAAGACGUUCGAGACGGUCAACCCAGCCAACGGACGUGUCUUGGCAAAUGUUGCCGAAGGAGAUAAGGCUGAUGUGGAUAUCGCUGUUAAGGCCGCCCGUAAAGCAUUCCAAGUCGGCAGCGAAUGGCGUCGGAUGGACGCAUCGCAACGUGGCGUUCUUCUGAAUCGUCUCGCCGAUUUGAUGGAGAGAGAUCGUGUGAUUCUGGCGUCGUUGGAGUCGUUGGACAACGGAAAGCCAUACGCCAUCGCCUACGCUGCGGAUUUGGCACUUUCGAUUAAGACGCUACGCUACUACGCCGGCUGGGCCGACAAGAAUCACGGAAAGACGAUCCCGAUCGAAGGCGACUACUUCACGUACACCCGUCACGAGCCAGUCGGUGUCUGCGGACAAAUCAUUCCAUGGAACUUCCCAUUGCUCAUGCAGGCAUGGAAACUCGGACCAGCCCUCGCCAUGGGAAACACUGUGGUGAUGAAGGUCGCCGAGCAGACGCCGCUGUCAGCUCUCCACGUGGCAGCGCUCACCAAGGAAGCCGGAUUCCCAGAUGGAGUUGUCAAUGUAAUUCCUGGAUAUGGACAUACUGCCGGACAGGCUAUUUCUAGCCAUAUGGAUGUUGAUAAGGUGGCUUUUACUGGAUCAACGGAGGUUGGACGAUUGGUGAUGAAGGCUGCCGCGGAGUCCAAUGUUAAGAAGGUGACCCUCGAAUUGGGAGGCAAAAGCCCCAAUAUCAUCUUCGCCGACGCCGACCUCGAUGAAGCCGUCGCCCAGGCGAACCACGGAUUGUUCUUCAACCAGGGACAAUGCUGUUGUGCUGGAUCGAGAACUUUUGUCGAGGGAAAAGUGUACGAUGAGUUUGUGGCCAGAUCGAAGGCCCUUGCUGAGAAGGCUGUGAUUGGAGAUCCGUUCGAUUUGAAGACGACUCAUGGACCACAAGUUGAUGGAAAGCAGGUGGACACCAUUCUGAAAUACAUUGCCUCGGGAAAGAAGGACGGCGCUCAAUUGGUGUGCGGAGGAAUCAAGCACGGCGAAGAAGGACACUUUGUGAAGCCAACGAUCUUUGCGAACGUCAAAGAUGAGAUGACGAUUGCUCAGGAGGAGAUCUUCGGACCCGUCAUGUCGAUUAUUCGUUUCGAUUCAAUGGAGGAAUUGGUUGAAAAGGCCAAUAACACGAUCUAUGGAUUGGCUGCCGGUGUCAUGACCAAGGAUAUCGAUAAGGCACUUCAUAUUGCCAACACGACGAGAGCUGGAUCCGUCUGGGUCAACUGUUAUGAUGUGUUCGAUGCCGCCGCGCCGUUUGGAGGAUUCAAGCAGUCUGGAAUCGGUCGUGAACUCGGAGAAUACGGUCUCGAAGCGUACACUGAAGUCAAGACGGUCACCAUCAAGGUCCCACAGAAAAACUCUUAA
Molecule: messenger RNA, 1536 nt
Organism: Caenorhabditis briggsae
Lineage: Eukaryota; Metazoa; Nematoda; Chromadorea; Rhabditida; Rhabditidae
Gene: Cbr-alh-1
Product: Protein CBR-ALH-1
Exons: 7
Coding region: 1-1536 (511 amino acids)
Molecular function (GO): aldehyde dehydrogenase (NAD+) activity
Source: RefSeq, a predicted model, not a curated record